Molecule: messenger RNA, 2297 nt
Organism: Gavialis gangeticus (Gharial)
Lineage: Eukaryota; Metazoa; Chordata; Crocodylia; Gavialidae
Gene: FGL2
Product: fibrinogen like 2
Exons: 2
Coding region: 107-1432 (441 amino acids)
Source: RefSeq, a predicted model, not a curated record
CUGAGAAAACUGAAAGGCAGUCUGAUAAGUCACAGUCUGCUAGCUGGCUUUAUAAAAGUUGUUCCAGCUUUGCAUACUUCCUCAUACAGCUAGAUUCUCUGCAAAGAUGAAGCAGUUCAUUUACUUAGUCUCAUUUGGGACGGCGCUGUUUGUUUUUACAGAUGUUGCUGCAGCUGCUGAUAAUAGUACUGUGGAUAAAAAGGAAGGAAAAAUUACUGAGGCUUGUCCCAUAAAGCUUAAAACUAGUGGGGAAUGUGACGGAGAAGACUGUCCGUAUCAGAUAAACCUGCCUCCAAUGACAAUCCAGUUACCUAAGCAGUUUAGACUGCUUGAGAAGACGCUCAAAGAAGUACAAAACCUGAAAGAAAUAGUAAACAAGUUGAAGAAAUCUUGUCAAGAUUGCAAGCUGCAGGCAGAUGACAACCAAGAAAGAGACCCUAGAGAUGAUAUCCUGGAACCUGGUACAGAAGUUCAAAGAGACAAUGGUAAUAAACAAGAUAACAGGGUAAAUGAAUUGCAAAGCAAAGUUAAUAAACUAUCAACAAGUUUGAAGAAUGCCAAGAAUCAGAUCCAACUGCUGCAAGGUCGCCUGGAAAAGAUGAGUCUCAUAAACAUGAACAACGUGGAAAAUUAUGUUGACGGCAAAGUAGCAAAUCUCACUUAUGUUCUGAACACUUUGGAUGACAAAUGCUCUUCUAAAUGUCCAGCCACAGAAGCAAGCUCAGGUAUCCAAAUAAUGCAGAGAGACUGUGCUGAUUAUUACAUGGCAGGUAGAAGAAAGAGUGGAAUCUACAGAGUUAUCCCUGAUCCAAAAAACAGCAGCUUUGAAGUUUACUGUGAUAUGGAAUCAAUGGGAGGUGGUUGGACAGUGCUGCAGAGGCGUCAAGAUGGCAGCACUAGCUUCAACAGAACAUGGAAAGACUACAAAAAUGGCUUUGGGAACCUCAGCAGAGAGUUUUGGCUAGGGAACGAUAAAAUUCAUCUCCUGACCAAAAGCCAGGACAUGCAGCUGAGAGUUGAGCUUGAAGAUUUCAAUGGUAUCAGAGAGUAUGCUAAAUAUGAACAGUUCUAUGUAGCCAGUGAAUAUCUCAACUACCGUCUAAGUGUUACUAGCUACAGUGGCACAGCUGGAGAUGCCCUGCACUACAACAAGCAUUAUAACCAUGAUCAAAAAUUCUUUACUACGCCAGACAAAGACAAUGAUAAGUAUCCAUCUGGAAACUGUGGUGCAUACUACAGCUCUGGCUGGUGGUUUGAUGCAUGUUUUUCAGCCAACCUAAAUGGCAAGUACUAUCACAAAAAGUACAAAGGUGUUCGCAAUGGGAUUUUUUGGGGUACUUGGCAUGAUGUUUCUGAUAAUAUUCCAGAUGGGUAUAGACAACCUUUUAAAAAGGUCAAAAUGAUGAUCAGACCCAAUAAUUUUGUGCCAUAAACCAUUACCCAUCCCUGUAACCAGUUUGUAUUGGUUACAGGGAAACAUAAUUCUUACUCAGUAUUGUACUCAUGGUUCAAGUAUUCAUUCAUAUUGCAGCAGAAAAUGAUAUUUUCAAGACAAAACAAAGUGUUCCCACAUAAUAGUUGUAGAUAUCUCUCACACAGUUCUUAAAAAUUGAACUUCACUGCUUCAGAAUAGGUGUUGCUAAAAUUUCUGAAUUUGAAGACUGUGAUUUAGAUAUUUUAAUUCAGUGAUCUUUAUACUGCAGAGCAAAACAGCACUUUUAGUAGAUUAGUUUUAUUUUUCCUAUUUUUUAGUCUAGAGAGUCUAGAAAUUUUAAACACUCUUCUACAAACUCUGCCAUUCAUAUUUUUACCCAAAAUAUCUCAUCAACAUGCUUGAUUUCAUACAGCUGAUAAAAACUUUUAGGUUUAACUUGAGAGGUCUUGAUAUUGGCUGCAUCUUCAUAAACAUUAUUAAUAUAUCAUGAUAACUCCACCUUCAUCUACAAAAAUAGUGUCCUCAUUUUAAAGGGACUGAGGUACAGAGGCACCACAUGAUUUACUCAAGCAUGCAAAAGAAGAUUUGAGAAGAGACGGGAAUUGAAGACUGAUACCCCUGAAUCGCAAUUUGCUACCUUAACCAAAAAAAAAUCCUAUGUAGGAUCUGCUACCUUAACCAAAAAUAUUGUUGUAGGACAGCAGAGUUUAAUAAAACCACAUGGAAUUCAUUUAUGGAGUACAGAGUGAAUCAGAUUGUGUUCCCUUUCAUCUCUCUGCUCUGAGCCCAUCUUUGCUGGAAAAGCUAAUGGCUACAAAGCUUGGCAGGGAACUGUGUUGGCAGGGCUGGAGUAUGGAGCACC